Molecule: messenger RNA, 1677 nt
Organism: Miscanthus lutarioriparius
Lineage: Eukaryota; Viridiplantae; Streptophyta; Magnoliopsida; Poales; Poaceae
Source: the annotation of a GenBank genome assembly
AUGUACGCCGUCCUCCGCCGCGCGGCGCCCCUCCGGCGGCGCGCCGUGUUCGCGCUCGCGGCCCCGCUGCUCCAGCAGCAGCCGGCGGCCCUGGGCGCGGCCGUGGCCCCGCGGCCGCCGCCGCCGCCGCUCCCGGCGGGAGCGGCCGCGGCCGCGUGGUUCCACUCCUCGCCGGCGUGGCUCGGGUUCCGGGAGACGGGGCCCGCAGGGGCGGCGGCGCGCGCGGAGUUCGCGGCGGAGGAAGGGUCGUUCUACGAGGAGGAUAAGAGGGCGCCGGCUACCGGGGGCGCGGCGGCGGAGGGGCUCGAGAUUGCCAAGCUCGGGAUCUCGUCCAAGAUCGUCGAAAGGCUCGCCCGUAAGGGCAUCACCAAGCUGUUCCCCAUCCAGAGAGCUGUCCUUGAGCCAGCAAUGCAAGGAAGGGACAUGGUUGGUCGUGCCAAAACUGGGACUGGUAAAACUUUGGCAUUUGGAAUCCCCAUAUUGGAUGCAAUUAUCCGCCACAAUGAGAAGUACACGGCUGGUAAGUUUCCCUUGGCUAUUGUUUUGGCGCCAACAAGAGAACUUGCAAAACAGGUUGAGAGGGAGUUCCUUGAUUCCUCCCCCUUGGAAACACUGUGUGUAUAUGGAGGGACUCCGAUUAUGCAGCAAAUAAGGAAACUUAAUUACGGUGUUGAUGUGGUCAUUGGGACACCUGGACGCGUGAUUGAUCUGCUAAAAGAGGUUGGUGAGGAUGACCAGAAGCUGCCUGAAGGAAUUAGUCUGCUCUCUGUCUCUUCGGAGAACCGUCAAAAACCAGCUGUCCUUGGGGAAUUGAUUAAGGAACAUGCGAAAGGUGGUAAGUGCAUUGUUUUUACACAAACAAAAAGGGAUGCAGAUAGAUUGUCACACAAUAUGAGUCGAAGUUUCCAAUGUGAGGCUCUUCAUGGGGAUAUCUCUCAAUCCCAAAGAGAGAGAACACUGGCAGGAUUUCGAGAUGGGCGGUUUAAUAUAUUAAUUGCCACUGAUGUCGCUGCUCGUGGAUUGGAUAUCCCAAAUGUAGAUCUGGUGAUACAUUAUGAAUUGCCAAACUCGUCAGAGAUGUUCGUUCACAGAUCUGGCCGAACUGGACGUGCUGGGAAGAAGGGCACUGCAAUUGUGAUAUACAACUAUGAACAAAGUAGAGCUGUACGGGUCAUUGAACGUGACGUUGGAUGCAAGUUUACAGAGCUUCCAAAAAUUAAUGUCGAGGGAUCUGUCUUGCUGGAUGGUGGAUUUGACUCCUUCGGAGGUGGAGGGUAUAGCGGUUCAAACUAUGGGCGCUCACGGGGCUUUGGUGGACGUGGGGGUGGUGGUUUUGGCCGAUCGGGUGGCGGCGGAAGUGGAUUUGGCAAUUCUGGAUUUGGUCGCUCAAGCGGUGGAUUUGGUGACUCAGGAUUUGGCCGUUCUGGUGGUGGAGGAUUCGGUGACUCAGGGUUUGGCAGGUCAGGUGGAGGUGGAGGAUUCGGUGACUCAGGAUUAGGCCGGUCAGGUGGUGAUGUAGGAUUCGGUGACUCAGGGUUUGGUCGCUCAAGUGGUGGUGGAUCUGGUUUUGGUCGUUCUGGUGGAUUUGGUGAUUCUGGUUCAGGUCGAUUCGGUGGCGGUUUUGGUAAUUCUGGCUCAGGUAGUUUUGGUGGCUUUGGCGACAAGAACUCACGAUAG